Xyrichtys novacula (pearly razorfish) is the source of this 241-nucleotide messenger RNA. The record is from the annotation of a GenBank genome assembly. Lineage: Eukaryota; Metazoa; Chordata; Actinopteri; Labriformes; Labridae.
AUGGCUGAGGAGCUGGAGUUGAUAACUCAAGGCGGAGGCUCAUCGUCGAUCCAGCAGAUGGCGGAGUGGUUCUUGGUACUGGACUCAGUGUUACCGGCCUCCGUUCUGCCUCUGGCUGCUGCUGUGGGACUGGUAAGGCAGCUCGCAGCCCUCUGAGCUCUGCUAGCAAGCCCUCCUCUCUCCUCUGCUGCCCCUCCAGGAAAGUUCUCAUCACUGUAAGCAGCUCCGCCCCAGCACCUGA